CUGAGGAUUACCCGGCGUGCCCUGCGGGGAAAGAUGGCGGCAGAGGAGGGGAGAAGGAGAUAAACUUUAUCUGAAAACAGAAAUAGCCGAAACGCGGAUAGACACCAACAGCGAGAUUGGAAACUCGAGGAGAGGUAUCAGGUGGUUAGAUAGGUAGCUUACUGGACACACUGUGUGCAUUUACGACACUGAUCAGGAACGACUGGAUAACUUACAAGCUACAGCUAGCUUGCUAACGUAACCGUAGCUGCUACUGCGGUGUCCGCUCAAGAGGAAAAAAAGCGGAUAAACUUUAUUAUCCCGCACAGAGUCCGUAUUGAAUUUUGCGUCCGCAGGGUGUGACUGGCAGUGAUUGGAGACUGAAGAGGUCAUCGAUAGCCCCGAGGUCACAUGCCAGCGGAGGAGGGGAGGAGAGGAGGACUGUGGGAUUGAGUUUCCCCCGCCUGGAGAGAGAGCGACUCACGGGGAUGAUUCCCGAGCCACCGGCGAACACGCUUAAGGACUGACCGGACCGCCUCAACGCCAGGAUGACCAGCGCCGCCCCCGCCAGGAAGCCGUACCGCAAGGCGCCCCCGCAGCACCGCGAGGUCCGCCACACCCCGCCCGUGUUCCGGGAGGACCUGGCGCCCGCCGCGCCGCCCCCGCAGCCGGAGCCCUGCCAGGAGUCCUUGUGCGAUUCAGACAGGAUCAAGAUUCUUCAGCAGCAGAACGAGGACCUGCGGCGCAGGCUGACCCACACCACUCACAAGAUGGAGGCCAUGGAGACGGAGUUCCAGUCCAGCCGCCAUUUCAUGCAGGCCGAGAUCGGCCGCUCCAAGGACGACCUGGAGAAGAUGAGGGACAAGUUUCGGAGAUUGCAGAACAGUUACACUGCCUCUCAGAGAGCCAACCAGGACCUGGAGGAGAAGCUUCACGCCCUGCUCCGCAAGGUGGAGAGGGACAAGAAGACGAUGGACCAGGAGAUAGUGGAACUCACCAACAAACUCCUGGACGCGAAGAACACCAUCGACAAACUGGAGGAGUUGAACGAGCGCUACCGGCAGGACUGCAACCUGGCCGUGCAGCUGCUGAAGUGCAACAAGUCGCAUUUCAGAAACCACAAGUUCGCCGACCUCCCCUACGAGCUGCAGGACAUGGUGAACAAGCACAUGAAGACCAGCCUGCCGGACCGGGGCGCCCAGGCGCAGGACCCGGACUCCCUGAGCCUGACGCCGGCGGACGUGGUGCCCACCUCGGUCAUCGCCCGCGUCCUGGAGAAGCCGGAGCCGCUGGUGCUCAACUCGGCCCAGUCCAGCAGCAGCGCCGGCCGGCCCGUGGCCGAGGACGUCUUCGUGCACGUGGACAUGACGGGCCCCCCCCCCGGGGGGGAGGGGGGUGGCGGCGGCAGCGGCGGCAGCGGCGGCAGCGGCGGCAGCAGCAGCCAGGAGAACGGGGGCCAGGGUUUGGGUCUGGGUCGCCAGCUCAGCCAGGACCAGCAGCAGCAGCUGCUCCAGCAGCAGAACGGCAUGUCCCGUAGCCAGACCAGCCUGGACGGGCACUCCGGAGAGGAGGGGUGCGGGGGCGGGGGCGGGGGCGGGGGCCCGGUCGCCCCCUCCUUCGAGAAGCUCAACCCCUACCCCACCCCGCCGCCACCCCACCCCCUGUACCCCGGGCGCAAGGUGAUCGAGUUCUCCUCCGACGACAAGGUGAAGAUCCCCAAAAACAGCCCCCUGCCCAACUGCACCUACGCCACGCGGCAGGCCAUCUCCCUCAGCCUGGUGCAGAACGAGGAGGAGGCGGUCGAGCGGCAGCGCACCGUGCCCAACAGCCCCGCCGUGUCCGAGGGCGGCUGGCGCUCGGGGGCCUCCUCCUCCUCCGGCGGGCACCCCCGCGCCCCCCCCCAGCCCGACGCCGCGGACCCCCUCUCCAGCCAGUCCAGCCCCUUCAGCAGCCCCCCCCAGGCCCCCAGCGCCUUCGCCAGCUCGGGCAGCUCGGAGGAGGACCUGCUGGCCAACUGGCAGCGCAUGUUCGUGGAGAAGAUGGCGCCCGCCUCGCAGGGGACGCUGGUCAGCCGCACCUCCUUCAGCAGCGAGACGGUCAAGGACCUGGAGGACCGGCGGAACGGCAAGGCGGGCGGGGACCGGGACCGGGACCGCGACCGGGGGCUCCACCGGGGGGCCUACUCCGACGGGGAGGAGUCGUCCCCGCAGAGCUGGACGGCCAGCCGGGGGUCCAGCCUGGACACGGACACGGGCAGCUCCGACCUGCGCGGCCGCAAGGCCCAGUACGGCGGCGACUGCUCGCAGGAGGAGAGCGAGCGGCUGCUGAUGGGCCUGGACCCGCUGGACCCGCUGGACGACGGCGACAGCUGCGACACGGCCGUCACCGUGGCGACCGCCCUGGAGCAGGCCGGCCCCGCCAGCCCCGCCAGCCGCCGGAGGGAGUUCGUGGACGGCGGGUCGGCGGGAAGCUCCGCGGAGGAACGGGACGUCCUGCCCCAGGACUUCCCCGUCAUCGCGCCCAGGGCCCUGCCGGGCCUGGAGGACUUCGCCGAGAAGCCGCCGCCGCCGCCCCCGCCCCACGCCCAGGGCCCCGCCCGUCCCCAGAAGAGCCCCAAGAGGAUGGGGGUGCACCACCUGCACCGCAAGGACAGCCUGACCCGGGCGCAGGAGCACGGCAACCUGCUGGACUGAGACCCUGGCCCCGCCCUCCCCUGGCUCGAUCCGCACUCCCUGUGAACCGUCAGCAGGGGGCAGUGUAACUGCGAGGCCGUCGCCGUCUCUGCAAAAAACGGCCUCGCUCUGCAGUCUUGUCCUCCACCAAUGGGGCCUCGAGA
Anguilla anguilla (European eel) is the source of this 2815-nucleotide messenger RNA. RefSeq names its product tight junction associated protein 1 (peripheral) (gene tjap1). NCBI's taxonomy places the organism in Eukaryota, Metazoa, Chordata, Actinopteri, Anguilliformes, Anguillidae. Gene Ontology annotation, cellular component: trans-Golgi network. The record is from RefSeq and is a predicted model, not a curated record. Gene Ontology annotation, biological process: Golgi organization.